Haemonchus placei is the source of this 405-nucleotide messenger RNA. NCBI's taxonomy places the organism in Eukaryota, Metazoa, Nematoda, Chromadorea, Rhabditida, Trichostrongylidae. The record is from the annotation of a GenBank genome assembly.
AUGGGAUCACGACGAUUCACACUAGCAAUUGCUUCGUCACAGCUAUGUGAUAUUGUAGAUCGCAUCGACCGUGCCCUAUCACCGAAACGCAUGCCCUACUGGAAUGCUCGAUGGGACUUGCGACUGUCCAGACCAGCCGAUUCUGUCAUAUUCACGGAGGACUUCUUCUCAAACACAAGAGUUCGCCGAGAUGUAAAAAGGAAGAAGAUGAGAGAGAGUUUUCCUCGUGGACUGACAACACAUUUUCGGCGUCUGAAUAUCAAUGCAUCGUUGACGUCAGCGAUUCGUGCGAAUCGUGCAGCUCAACUACUUAUCAUACUGUACCAUUUGGGACAGUGGCACACCGACGACGGUAGACGGCUGCCAAGCUUGUAUGACCUCGUCAAUGGCAUUCUGCAAUCUUAA